CGUUCUUUCAUUCUUUCUCUUUCUUUCUUUCUCUUUUUUCUCUCAUAGCUUCUGCAAACAGUUCCAUCCCACAAGCUUCCAAACAAAGAGAAUUAAUGGAAAGUGAGAUUUGAAAGAAAGAAAUAUUUAGUUCUCUUUGAUGUUCUUGCUGCAGCUAGCUAGCUGCUAUUCUGAGAAUAUUAUUUUGCAUAUAUAGUUGAUGGCUUUCUUAUUACUAUUAAUAAGUCUCUUCCUUAUUGAUCAUGAUAUAGAUGAUGGCAAACCACUAUGCAAUUCCUAUGCCUAACCCUUUAUAUAAACACCAGAUCCCGAACCCCUUCUCUUCUUUUUCUCCUUCUUCUUCCUUUCUUUUUCUUAUUGCUCGUGUUGAGAACGGACACGUGUCCAACAACAACAUCAUCAUCAUCAUCAUCAUCUUCAUCGGGUUUGGUUUUUUCAUGGUUUUCUGGUGUGGAGUGAGAACUCCAAUAUGACCAUGGUUCCUUCUCAAAACGGGAAGCAACAACAGAACAACAUUAAUAGGAGUGGUGAUUAUGUUAUUUACGGUAACACAACAACGAAUAGUGCGAUGAACCAAGUUGAAGGAGGCUACAAUUGCUUGUUAGGAGCUGAUAUUGUGGUGAGGAGGCACAUCAUGGCCGAGGCUGAAGAAUCAUCGAGACACAACAACCCUAACGAGGAAGAUGAAGUUGGAGGUUGUGGUUCAACCUCAAAGGAAGAAGAAGAAGAAGAAGGAGCACACAACAACAACAACAAAAACAAUAACUGGCUUCAAUUAAGCAUAGGUUUGACAAGCACAAAGCAAGAGCGUGAUAAUCGAACCGCUGUUCCAACAACAACCGGUUCAGGGCUUGUUGAGUUAGACUUGCUUCCUUCACGGCGGAGCUCAGAGCAGCAGCCAUCACCGGCGAUUUUUCCGGGGGUGGCUUCAGGGAGAGGAGGAGGGUCUAGUUUUGGUGGUUCUUCUUCAUCUCGUUUGCUUUUUGAGCAGCAUCACCCAACGACUUCGUAUUCUUCUUCUUCUUCUUCUUCUUCCUCUUCCAUGUCGUCGUCGAUGAUGUCUAUGGCAAGUGGUCCAAUUACAUCAUCAACCUUUGGUCAUCACGAGAUGAUGAACCGGGCAUUUGGUCCACUACUUCCUCAUUCAAUGCCUAUUAUGCCCUCUUCUUCUUCUUUCACUCCUCUUCCUAUUCCUUCUUCUUCUUCCUCUUCACAAACUUGUUACUCUUCUUUGAGGCCUCAUCCCUUAGGAUCUUACUUUCCCACAGUACCCUUUCAUCACUUCCCUUCUUCUACUUCCUCUUCCGGGUUUGAUCAAUAUGACGUGGCAGCAGCUGGGGCUGGACCAAGCUCCGAUAAUGUCACCGUUCGGGUUGUUGAUCCUCCUAGAAGACCUCAUUCUGGAAUAUGGUUUAUGUUACUAGUCUCUCCAAAUCAAGCGAGAGAACCAUUCUUGUCACAAAUACCUAAGAACUACCUUAGAAUUAAGGAUGGAAGGAUGACAGUUCGGUUGCUAUUGAAGUAUCUGGUUAGCAAACUCAGACUGGAAAGCGAAUCAGAGAUAGAGAUAACAUGCAGAGGGCAGCAACUUUUACCUUUCUUGACGUUGCAGCAUGUGAGGGAUAACAUUUGGAGUCCGAGGGACACCACAAGACCUUUGCUUUCAGAUUCCUCAACCACCACAGAUCAUGUCAUGGUGCUCCAUUACUGUAGAACCACAAACUGAUCGAAACUGAGGACCCCCAAAUAACUUCAAAUACGUCGUGUUAAUUAAUUGUAUCCCUAAUUGUUAACUUAUGAUCGAUCUAAACCCUUUUUCCCUCUUUCUUUUUCCAAUUUUUCUAUUCUAAUGGGUUUUUAUUAUUAUUUAUUUUGAUUUUUCUUCCCCUUUUAUAUUUCUUUAAUUGACAUGGAGAUUACGGAAAAACACAUCCCCCAAAACAGUGUUUAUUCAAUUAGGGUUUUGGGGUGAGUAGCAUUACCCAAAAUUGUAUUCCCACGUGGGUGAGUAAUUAUCAUCAACUGUAUUAGCAAGCACAAAACUCAAUCUAAUUUGAUCACUAAC
Molecule: messenger RNA, 2065 nt
Organism: Glycine soja
Lineage: Eukaryota; Viridiplantae; Streptophyta; Magnoliopsida; Fabales; Fabaceae
Product: protein LAX PANICLE 2-like
Exons: 4
Coding region: 470-1726 (418 amino acids)
Biological process (GO): multicellular organism development
Source: RefSeq, a predicted model, not a curated record